Centropristis striata (black sea bass) is the source of this 1593-nucleotide messenger RNA. It is a transcript of the gene pnp5a, whose product is annotated as purine nucleoside phosphorylase 5a. Gene Ontology annotation, biological process: nucleoside metabolic process. Gene Ontology annotation, cellular component: cytoplasm. The transcript is spliced from 6 exons. Lineage: Eukaryota; Metazoa; Chordata; Actinopteri; Perciformes; Serranidae. Gene Ontology annotation, molecular function: purine-nucleoside phosphorylase activity. The record is from RefSeq and is a predicted model, not a curated record. The coding region runs from base 227 to 1108 and encodes 293 amino acids.
GAGACGAACUGAAGACUCUAACAGGACUCCAAACCAGAGAAAAAAAAGAAGAAAGAAUUUUAAAAUAAACUUUUGUUUUUAACCGAUAUUAUUUUAAGUUCUGGGCUCUGACUCGACGUUUUUGCCGCUCUGGAGCUUCAUUUUCUGCGCUAAAGAAUAAUAAUUUUUAAAAGUGCACAUUUCUUCGCGUUUCUCACCUCGACAGUAACUUAUUUUACCUUCCGCGAUGUAUCCAGAGGGAAACAAAAGCUUCAACUACGACGACUGCAAGGAAACGGCCGACUGGCUGCUGACCCAGACGGACGUGCGGCCCACGGUGGGCAUCGUGUGCGGCUCGGGGCUGGGCGGGCUGGCUGACAUGUUGAAGGAACAGGUCGCCUUCAACUACAAGGACAUCCCCAACUUUCCUCAGAGCACCGUGCACGGACAUGCAGGCCGGCUGGUGUUUGGCACCUUAAAGGGGAGGCCUUGUGUUUGCAUGCAGGGCCGCUUCCACUUGUAUGAGGGCUACGCCAUCCAGAAGAUCACGCUGCCCAUUCGCAUCUUCAAGCUGCUCGGCGUGGAGACGGUGAUGCUGACCAACGCGGCCGGAGGCCUCAAUCAGGACUUCAAAGUUGGAGACAUCAUGAUCAUCAAGGACCACCUCAACAUGCCGGGCUUCGCUGGCAACAACCCGCUGUCCGGUCCCAACGAUGAGAGGUUUGGUGUGCGUUUCCCCUGCAUGUCUGACGCCUACGACAGAGAGCUGCAGCAGGUGGCCAUGGACGUGGGACAGGAGCUCGGCUACGGAGACUUCCUGAGGGAGGGCGUCUACUGCGUGCUGGGUGGUCCAUCGUUCGAGACCAUCGCUGAGAGCCGCAUGCUGCACAAACUGGGCGCUGACGCUGUUGGUAUGAGCACAGUCCACGAGGUCAUCAUCGCGCGUCACUGCGGCAUGCGCGUCUUCGCCCUCUCGCUGAUCACCAACCAGGCGGUGAUGGACUACGACAGCGAGGAGAAGGCCAACCACGAGGAGGUCCUCCAGACGGGGAAGCAGCGAGCGGAGCAGCUGGAGCGGCUGGUUUCCACCAUGGUGACCCGGAUCGAGCACAACAACAACUACGCCUGAGAAACGCCGAGCUAAUCCCAAAGCUAGCUUCAAGCAUUUCAGUGUGACUGAAGGAGAGUUCAAGUUGUUUUAUAUUUAAUACUGUUUCCCCAAAGAAAAUCUACUUUUGUUAUCUAGGUGAGCAGUUGGACUGUUUUUAGGUUUAGGUCAAACGACGAUGAUGUUGUAGUCCCGCCGAAGAAUCUCACCUAGAUUUAGAUUUGUGUUCACUGCGCCUUAUCUCAUGUCUUACAUUCCUUUAUCAAGUGGCUCCAGACGGAAAAAAAAGUGUCUUUUUUAAAAAAAUAAUUUAUUUGUUCUAACUUAAAACAUGUGAUCGGCUUGUAUAAAUGUCUGCGAUUUAAGUUAACAAUGAGCAAAACAAAUCUGCUGUAAAGAUCUUAAUAUUAUGAUUUUCAAAUGUGUACAUUAGUGGCCUUAAGGUAUUUUCUGUGCUUGUUUUUUUCACAUGAAUGUUGUUACUAAAGGAGUUAUUUAUUACUAUA